AUGGCCGGCCUCGAUGAUAUAACCUACUCAGCCGACGUGACAGACGUCGGGCUGGAGCCGCACACUGAGGCAUCUCCUCUCGACCACAAAUACCUUCGUGCUAGUCACGAUUAUCAACCCCAACAAACCACCAUCUCAGGCUCGUCGGGUGGCAUCUCCAUUACCGCACCUCUGCGAGAGGGCGAUAUCCUUCUCAUACACCUCGCGCAUCCGAAUGGCUGGGCAGAUGCUACCAUACUCUCGACCGGUACCCGAGGCUGGAUACCUACCAACUAUUGUCAGAUUUACGAUCCUCGACCAAUGCGUUUGCUCCUCCAUGCAUUGAUCCGAAUGUGGGAUUGUUUGAGUCUGGGCACAAACGACGAUGCUUUGUUCGAGGAUAGGCAAGACUACGUUCAGGGUCUCGUCGCUGGUGUUCGACGCUUGCUGGAACACUGCGACUGUCUGCACAGAGAUGACGCCCCAAUCAAGAGACAUGUUGCCUUGAGACGAACGCGAAAGAGUCUUCUGACAGACCUCUCCAGCCUCCUGAAGAACCGCGAGGACAUACACAACACCUUUUCCGACUCUUCGGAUGCCGUUGUGUGGUCCGCCGUCGACGAGUGCUUGUCCAAUGCUUUCAAAAUUGUAUACAGAGGUGCUCGUUUCCUCGAUAUCUGGACCCAAAGCACUUCUCCGAAGCCAAGACGAUCAAGUGCUCGUUACAGUGACGCCUUUCAGAGCCCCCGGACAGCAAGAGCAUCAUAUCAUGCAGGCCUCUCGUCUUCUCCGUUGCCCGAUGUCGAUGAGCACUCGAUCCAAUCAUCUCACCCUGAUUCCUUGAAGAAGGCUCCAAGGUUCCAGCUCAGAGUCUUAGAGUACGACGAGACUUCACGAGAUGCGAAGGUUGUCGACGAGCAAUUUGGCCCGGAGAUGACCUCAAAUCCGCUACAAGAGAUGAUGUCGUUUGACACUCCGUCGUCUAUCGCUUACAACACGAAGCCCACAGUCAUGAGCACAUUCGCUCUGACCGAAGGAAAUGCAUCUGAUUUGGCAUCCGAACGCCUCACAGCCGCACAUGAACAGUUUCUAGGCGAUAUCGGUGCCUUCAUUGGCCUCCACCUACAGUCUGGGACUUCUCUGGAUCUGUCCACGACAACAAGACUUUCCAUAAGAGCUGCUGAAGAUCUACUAGAGGUUGUAAAUGAGAUAUCGAAGCGCAAUGUCAGUCGAUCUCAAGGCACCGCGUCGGCCGCCGAGAAUAUGCGUGCGAAAUUGGAGACACUCGCAGACACUGCGAGCCGCUUGUGCAGGAUGUCACCGGACCUGGAUGAGCCGGAAACUGUAGGCGUUGUGGGCCCUGAAGAUGGUCGAGGACUUGUGGCUGCAGCGACCGCUUGCGUCAGGGCGGCAGGUGACUGCACCGCAAAAACACGAAAGUUUCUUGAUCAUGUAACCGGUGACUUCUUCCUCUCCUCUAACACCACACAAAGACAACAUGAAAAAUCGGCCACUUAUCGCUUGAUCGCACCACCUGGGGAGAUUGUCUCUGGUGAUUGUUCGGAAGCCGCUGCCGGUGCCGCUAACCCGCAAGAUCGCAAUUUGGCCGAGGCCAGCCUUUCAAUCUCAAUACGAGACCUACCACAGAGACCUGCCUGUCUCUUACGCUCAACCACCGAUGAUAGCAACAAUUUCACCCUCUCUACGGUCUUUCCGGAUGGAAAUAUGAGAAGACCUGAUACUUCUCCACCACUGAUAAUAUGUGAAUCUCCCACCUCGCCGACUUCACCAACAGCAUCAGAACCGCCAUUGCAACCACCACCACCUGCAAAUGAGGCCGAGCAACACUCACAGGACCACAAGGAGAACUGGACUCCGCCUGACCGAAAGGGAAGUCUCGGAAUGUCUACAACCGAAAGCUCGAGCGCGUACCAAGAUAGCUUGAGGAAUUCACUUGGCAGUGUAACUUCACCAACAUCAACCAGAGCCACAACCCCUGAUCGGUGUCAGCGACACGUCCGAGCCAAUCCGAGUCUUUGCACUCAUGGCAGUGUGUUGAGUGUCGCGACAACCGCCGACGGCAGUGAUCACGAUGCCGAAGUUCUGAUGAGGUCGUACGCUCACGAGUUGCUGUACAACAAGGAUGGACAGAUCGUGGGUGGGACCCUGGCAGCUCUCGUUGAGAAGCUCACGAGCCAGCAUGCUCCGCCAGAACCUGAAUACAACACAGCUUUCUUACUCACGUUUCGUCUUUUCACGAACGCCGUGGAGCUGACGGAGGCGCUGAUCACCCGCUUUGAGUACGCCGGGGAUUGCAACACAGACAGUUCUCCUGCACGUCUUAGGGUGUAUAAUUUCUUCAAGACGUGGCUCGAGUCGCACUAUCUUCCUGAAAGCGACGCGUCUGCUCUCAAAAUUAUCCAUAAGUUUGCGAUCGAACAACUGAGCGUCCAAUUCUCGGGACCAGGCCAACGCCUGGCUGAGUUGAUCAAGAAAGCAUCUCAGGUUGAAGUAAACAGUACGACAAAUCAGCUGGUCUCUGCUGUCGGCAAGACCUGUGUUUCUUUGAGCACCGACUACGAGAAAACCAUUAUACCUCAUGCCAACGUCAACAGAGAACAGUUGUACCUUCUGACAGGCGGUGCUUCUACCAAGAAACUCAGUCUCUUGGAUCUGGACUCUGUUGAGAUUGCCAGACAGCUCACUAUCGUAGAGUCAAAGAGAUUUUGUGCUAUACGACCUCAUGAGUUACUUGGUCUUGAGUGGACGAAGAAAAAUGGACGCGCUGAGAAUGUUUUGGCGAUGUCAAGAUUUUCGACAAAUCUCACAAACCUGGUUGUGGAUACUAUACUCGCUGCUGAUCAAACCAAGAAACGCGUCGCUGUUCUGAAGCAUUGGAUCAAGAUCGCGAAGGUAUGCCUCGAUAUCGAUAAUUACUCGGCGCUCAUGGCGAUCGCGUGCUCUCUUACUGCUUCGGCAAUCUCUAGACUCCGCCAGACAUGGGACCAACUGUCACCCAAGACAAAUGCCAUCUUCGAGGAGAUCAAAGAAGUGGUCGAUGUGUCACGCAACUACGCUGCGCUCAGACAACGUCUCCAAACACCGAAGGCUCCGUGCCUACCAUUUGUAGGCAUGUAUCUUACCGAUCUCACCUUUGUGGAUGUUGGCAACUCAAACACCCGGCCUCUGCCCUUUGAGGAUGAGGACGGUACCGAAUCGCGGACGGUAAUCAAUUUCGACAAACACAUGCGUUCCGCACGGAUUGUGAGCCACCUGCAACGUUAUCAGGUGCCUUAUCGCCUUCAGCACGUACGAGAGAUCCAGGAUUGGUUGGAGAUGCAGCUCGAACGGGUUAACACGAGCGAUCAAUGCACUGUGAUGAGCUUCUGGCGGCGCAGCCAGGCAUUAGAGGCACGCAGCAAGGGAGAAGAACGCCCCGAGUCAACCGAGGAGAAGGAGAAGACGUUCAGCAGUGGCUUUGUGAGCAACAUGCUUCGACCCAAGAAUAAAGCCAGUUCAUCUGGACUCAAUGCCUUCCUUCACCGAGUCAAGACAGGAGGAUCGAACAACGAAUGA
This is a messenger RNA of Aureobasidium namibiae CBS 147.97, 3555 nucleotides long. Its product is annotated as ras GEF. Gene Ontology annotation, cellular component: plasma membrane. Gene Ontology annotation, biological process: positive regulation of GTPase activity; Ras protein signal transduction. Gene Ontology annotation, molecular function: guanyl-nucleotide exchange factor activity; protein binding. Lineage: Eukaryota; Fungi; Ascomycota; Dothideomycetes; Dothideales; Saccotheciaceae. The transcript has a single exon. The record is from RefSeq and is a predicted model, not a curated record. The coding region runs from base 1 to 3555 and encodes 1184 amino acids.